UUAAGGCUGCUCUGUCUUUAGCUGAAAGAAAACUUUAGCCUGAAUUCCAAUAUCAGAACCAUUUAAAUCAUGAAGUCAGUGCUGCCGCUGUUACUUAUUGGUUUCUUCCUACAUUCCGCGUCAACAGACACACACUCUCUGAAAUACUUCUACACGGCUGUGUCAGGAGACGUCCACUUCCCAGAGUUCACCAUUGUGGGUCUGGUGGAUGGUGUGCAGUUCAUGUACUAUGACAGUGACAUGAAAAGAGUUGUUCCUAAAACAGAAUGGAUCAAAGAGAAAGAGGGAGCGGAUUACUGGGAAAGCCAGACUCAGAUUGCCACUGGUGAGCAGCUGAGCUUCAAGAACAACAUCCAGAUAGCGAAGGAACGCUUUAACCAAACAAAGUCAACAGGUGUGCACACUUACCAGAAUAUGUAUGGCUGUGAGUGGGAUGAUGAGACUGGAGAAACAAAUGGGUUUGAUCAAUAUGGAUAUGAUGGAAAGGAUUUCCUGUCACUGGAUCUGAAGAACAUGAGAUAUAUCUCUACAGCACAGCAGGCUCUUAUCAGUGUACAGAGAUGGAAUGGUGACAGAGCACUGCUUGAGAAUGACAGACAGUACUACACCCAGAUCUGCACUGAAUGGCUGAAGAAGUAUGUGCAGUAUGGGAAGAGCUCUCUGGAAAGAACAGUCUCUCCUGAAGUGUCUGUAUUGCAGAAGGGCUCCUCUUCUCCAGUGGAGUGUCGUGCUACAGGCUUUUACCCCAAGGAGGUGAUGAUGUCCUGGCAGAAGGAUGGUCAAGACCUGAAUGAGGAUGUGGAGCUGGCAGAGACUUUACCCAAUGAAGAUGGAACCUUCCAGAAGAGCAGCAGACUGACAGUCUCAACUAAGGAACUGGCCGAGCACCAGUACUCCUGUGUUGUAGAUCAUAAGAGCCUUCCAGAGAGGAUUGUCAAGACCUGGGAUGCUGCUGACAAUACCAGCAUCAUCAUUGGCAUUGUGGUUGCAGUCAUUGUCCUUGUCGCUGUCAUUGCUGGUGUUGGGCUCUUCAUGAGGAAAAAAUCCAAGAGUGGUCCAAAUUAUGGCAAGACAAGCACCGCAGACUCUGACUCAGACAAUUCUGGGACACCUGUACAAAAUGCCUAACCUCUUACAACAUCUAGAGGAAGAGACAGAGGACUCUCACUAUCUCUAU
Molecule: messenger RNA, 1177 nt
Organism: Chanos chanos (milkfish)
Lineage: Eukaryota; Metazoa; Chordata; Actinopteri; Gonorynchiformes; Chanidae
Product: patr class I histocompatibility antigen, B-1 alpha chain
Exons: 8
Coding region: 70-1128 (352 amino acids)
Biological process (GO): immune response
Cellular component (GO): external side of plasma membrane
Source: RefSeq, a predicted model, not a curated record